Messenger RNA from Neltuma alba, 1020 nucleotides. RefSeq lists its product as uncharacterized. Bases 1 to 1020 code for a protein of 339 amino acids. NCBI's taxonomy places the organism in Eukaryota, Viridiplantae, Streptophyta, Magnoliopsida, Fabales, Fabaceae. The record is from RefSeq and is a predicted model, not a curated record. The transcript has a single exon.
AUGGGCAAUAAAUGGAGAGAAUCAAGGGAGAUAAUCAGGGGCUUUCUAACAGCAGGCAACUAUAAUGCCACUAUCACGAACGAUGAACGUAAAGGUGGAGCCACUCGAAACCCAAUAGGAAGCAAAGCCUUCAGGAGCUUUAUUGCUCAUGCUGGACUCCUUGACUUGGGUUAUACAGGCCCAAAAUAUACUUGGAAGAGAGGGAAUCUACUAGUCAGAUUAGACCGGGCCUUAUGCAACCAGCAAUGGCUAGAAUCCCAUCCCAAUACAGAAGUCAUGCAUUUGCCAAUGAUCCAAAGCGAUCAUAGGCCUAUCCUCAUCCAACUAAAGGGAGAACAACAAGUCACAAAGCCACCAUUCCGAUUUUUUGCACCGUGGAUCUCACACCCGAACUUCAAGGACCUAGUAACCUUAACCUGGACUGAAGGGAGAAGUCUAGUUGAAAACAUUGAGCACUUCACUCUUGCGGUCCAAGACUGGAACCAUAAUACUUUUGGAAUUAUAGGUCGGAAUAAAAGAACUCUGCACAGGAGAAUUAAUGGUGUCCAAAAGGCACUUGAAAGGAACCCCUUCAACUCCUACCUGCUCGAGAUAGAGCGAGCACUCCUGGAUGACUACGAGAAUGUUUGUAUGCAGGAAGAGAUCCUAUGGCUCCAAAAAUCCCGUAGCCAGUGGAUCUGUGAUGGAGAUAGGAAUACUCAUUAUUAUCAUACCAAAGCGUUAAUUCGGCGCAGACAAAACAGAAUCUCUAUGCUAAAAGACAAUGAUGGGAGAUGGGUAUCUGAUCAGCACCAACUGAAGUCUAUGGCGACUAACUACUUCAAACAACUAUAUACACUUGAGGACGGCCAAUUUGUGCCUUACCCAUGUUCAGGUCAGUUUCCCCCACUUACUGAUUCUUUGUCAAUCCUGCUUGAUGGCCCUAUUUCAAAAGAGGAAACUAAAAAAGUGCUUUUUGACAUGGCCCCUCUGAAAUCGCCGGGAGUGGACGGACUGCACGCCAUCUUCUUCCAAUCUUAA